Theobroma cacao (cacao) is the source of this 1473-nucleotide messenger RNA. RefSeq names its product S-adenosyl-L-methionine-dependent methyltransferases superfamily protein. NCBI's taxonomy places the organism in Eukaryota, Viridiplantae, Streptophyta, Magnoliopsida, Malvales, Malvaceae. Gene Ontology annotation, molecular function: S-adenosylmethionine-dependent methyltransferase activity. The record is from RefSeq and is a predicted model, not a curated record.
GAUAGGAUGAUCAAAUAAAGGAAUUUUAUCCCUCAAAAGUAUUUAGUAAUUUGAAUGUAGUAUGAUUUCUCUAAGAUGGACCUAAGAAAACACAGUCAAAAGCCACACCAUAAUAAAGCUAGAGUUUUGGUGACUAGUUCAGUAGCCAUCCUCGUGACCUGCGAGACGCUGUGACGCCUUCUGGUAAAAAUUCCAAAACCCCAUCAAUGUCUGUUUGUUUUCUUCUUGCCACAGGUUCAAUCCAAUGACUUUGGUCCUCACUCACAUUCCAUAACCAAACAAAACAACAGUCUCUUUGCUGCCCUGCCCCUCAUACCGACUGGUAACCUAAUUACCUCUAGCUGAAUAAACCCUCGUCAACCAAAACAAGUCCUUCUUCUCUUAUGUAAACAUGAAUCUCUCCUUUUCAAAGCUCCCUAUCCUCCUCAGACCUUUCCUCCUUUCUCUCAUUCUCUCCGUAUUUUUUCUAGCGUUCUUAGCCACCCAAUCCCCUCACCACCGUCUGAAAACUUCCCUCAUCAAGAACACUAGAAAACCUCCUUCCAACAACAGUUCCGCCGGUGGCCUCCGUAUCCGACCAGGUUACUCUUCCUACAAUGCAUACAUCGAGCGCCAGCUCAACAAAACCUUGAACCCCAAACUCCGAAAGAUAUGGACGACUCGCGACUGGGACAGGAAAGUCCGCGUCUUCGUCCGUUUCUUCGAAAGCCUAAAGCAAAGAAACCUUCUUUUCAACGAUUCAAGGGCAUUGUCCAUCGGAGCUCGAGUUGGGCAAGAAGUGGCGGCAAUGAGGCUGGUGGGCGUGUCUGACUCGGUCGGCAUAGAUUUGGUGCCCUACCCUCCACUUGUAGUAAAAGGAGAUUUCCAUGCACAGCCAUUUGUGAACCGCACCUUUGACUUUGAGUUCUCUAACGUGUUCGAUCACGCGCUGUAUCCCUGGAAGUUCGUCGGGGAGAUCGAACGGACGUUGAAGCCAGGUGGGGUUUGUGUUCUGCACGUGGCGUUAUCCCGACGGGCUGAUAAGUACUCGGCCAAUGAUUUGUAUAGCGUGGAGCCAUUGGUGGAGCUGUUUAAGGAGUCGGAGCUGGUCGAGGUGAGGAAAGUUGAUGGCUUUGGGCUUGACACUGAGAAAACACUAGGCAGCAUACGUACGAAGUAAGUAUUUCCCUUAAGUAUAAAUCUGCAUUUGGGUGGCCAGAGAUGAGCAAAAGCCUGUGAUUCAUGAGUGAAUAUGUCCAACUAUCAGAAGGAGACAGGGUUUAUUCCUAAAGAAAACAACAAACAAGGUUGUUGAAUAUAAAAAUACUACUAGUCGAGCUUUUUUGAAGUCUCUUUCAGCUUAGCAAUAGCCGUUGGGGGGCGACUGAGGAAGUCAGCAAUAUGUUUUAUUGAGCAUGGUAGAUGUAAGUUGAUUGGGGUGAAGGACAAGUGUUGGGAUAAGAAUAAAAUAUACAGGGUUUAGCUGCGUUUGUA